Molecule: messenger RNA, 5711 nt
Organism: Podarcis raffonei (Aeolian wall lizard)
Lineage: Eukaryota; Metazoa; Chordata; Lepidosauria; Squamata; Lacertidae
Gene: ADAMTS14
Product: ADAM metallopeptidase with thrombospondin type 1 motif 14
Exons: 22
Coding region: 113-3922 (1269 amino acids)
Biological process (GO): extracellular matrix organization; proteolysis
Cellular component (GO): extracellular matrix
Molecular function (GO): metalloendopeptidase activity
Source: RefSeq, a predicted model, not a curated record
CGACCUGAAGGAGCAACUUUCCGUCCUCCUCGUUCUCCUCACCACCUCCCGGCUGUGUGGGGCUGGCCGGGCGCUGGAGUCCCCGGGUGGCGCGCCGGGCGAGCGUCCGCAAAUGGAUUACCCGCCUCUCUAUGCGAUGCUGUCUUGCUUGGUGCCGCUCAGCUGCUGGCUCGCCGCGGGCAGGGGAGCGAGAGCCCAAGAGCUGCUCCUGUCUGGAAAGCUAAGUGAAUAUGGUGUGAUUGUGCCCUUCAGUGCAGAUUGCCAGGGACGGUUCCUCUCGCACGUGGUGUCUGGCUCGGUGGCAGCAAGGAGGGGCAAAGCCACCCACCCUCCCGCUCCUCCACCUCACCCAGGCCGGCGCAGGGUUGCCCGCAGCACCUCCUUUCUGAACCAAGGCGUGCCUGGGAAUCGCUUGCACUACUUCAAUGUUACUGUUUUUGGAAAGGAGCUGCAUCUUCGCCUGAAGCCCAACCGGCGGCUGGUGUCACCUGGCGCAUUGACUGAGUGGCAAGAGGACUUCCGGGAAGUCUUUCGGGAACCGCUGCAACAGGACUGUGCUUUUACAGGAGGAGUCUCGGGCAUGCCAGGUGCCGCAGUGGCCAUCAGUAAUUGUGAUGGACUGGCAGGCCUGAUUCGUACAGACAGCGGCGAGUUCUUUAUUGAGCCCUUGGAGCGAGGACAGUGGGAGAAAGAGAAGCAUGGGAGAGCUCAUGUGGUCUACCGUAGGUCUACUGUCAAACAGAGAGCAGAAGCAUACAAGGACCAUCAUAAUGAAGUUCCAGGCUUUAGCCUAGGUCAGCUCCCAAACACACUGAACCUAAUUGAAGAGCAGGUUGGUGAAGCAGAUCGGAAGAGGCGCCACGCCAAGAAAGACGACUACAACAUAGAGAUUCUGCUGGCCGUGGACGAUUCCGUUGUGCGAUUCCAUGGGAAGGAACACGUCCAGAAUUACGUCCUCACCCUCAUGAACAUAGUAGAUGAGAUUUACCACGAUGAAUCAUUGGGGGUCCACAUCAACAUUGUGCUGGUUAGAAUGAUCAUGGUGGGGUACAGACAGUCGAUCAGUUUAAUAGAGCGAGGGAACCCGUCUCGGAGCCUGGAGCAGGUCUGCCGCUGGGCCCAUUCUCAGCAGCGCUCGGACCCAGAACACGCAGAAUACCACGACCAUGCUGUGUUCCUCACCAGGCAAGACUUUGGUCCUGCAGGUAUGCAAGGAUAUGCUCCUGUCACAGGCAUGUGUCACCCUCUGCGCAGUUGCACCCUCAAUCACGAAGAUGGCUUCUCGUCGGCAUUCGUGGUCGCUCAUGAGACUGGACAUGUGUUAGGUAUGGAACACGACGGCCAAGGUAACCGAUGUGCCGAUGAAACCAGCAUGGGAAGCAUAAUGGCGCCACUGGUGCAAGCUGCAUUCCAUCGUUACCACUGGUCGCGAUGCAGCAAGCAAGAGCUGAACCGAUACAUACAUUCUUACGACUGCCUCUUGGACGACCCUUUUGAGCACAACUGGCCUAAGUUGCCAGAGCUGCCAGGAAUCAAUUACUCCAUGGAUGAGCAAUGCCGCUUCGACUUUGGUGUGGGCUACAAAACAUGCACAGCUUUUCGAACCUUUGACCCAUGCAAACAACUGUGGUGCAGCCAUCCUGACAACCCCUACUUCUGUAAGACAAAGAAAGGACCUCCCUUAGAUGGAACUGAGUGUGCAUCAGGCAAGUGGUGUUUCAAGGGUCACUGCAUCUGGAAGACUUCAGAACAACCGUACAGCCAGGAUGGCAGCUGGAGUUCCUGGUCCAAAUUUGGUUCCUGCUCCAGGACUUGUGGGGGUGGGGUGCGCUCCCGCAGCAGGAACUGCAACAACCCACCCCCAGCCUACGGAGGGCGCCAUUGCCCAGGUGCCACGUAUGAGUACCAAGUCUGCAAUACAGAAGAGUGCCGUGGUCCCUAUGAGGAUUUCCGUGCCCAGCAGUGCUCCAAGAGGAACUCUUAUUACACCCACCAGAAUUCCAAGCACACUUGGCUUCCCUAUGAACACCAUGAUGAUGCCCAGAAGUGUGAGCUGAUUUGCCAGUCUGAGGAAACUGGAGACGUGGUAUUCAUGAAUCAAGUUGUUCAUGAUGGUACAAGGUGCAGCUAUAGAGACCCAUACAGUGUCUGUGUGAGGGGAGAGUGUGUGCAUGUUGGGUGCGACAAAGAAAUCGGCUCCCUCAAACAGGACGACAAAUGUGGUGUUUGUGGGGGUGACAAUUCCCACUGCCGGACGGUGAAGGGGACUUUGGUCAAAUCCCCAAAGCAGGCAGUGGGUGCUUUGAAAAUGUUUGAGAUUCCAGCCGGCGCCAGGCAUGUGCAGAUUGAAGAGAUGGAGCCAGCAACCCAUACAAUUGCUGUUAAGAACCAAGCCUCUGGCAACAUCAUCCUUAAUCCCAAGGGCAAAGAUGCCAAGAGCAGCACUUUCCUGGAGAUGGGCUUGGAAUGGGAGUACGCCAUUGAGAACGGCAAGGAAAGCUUGAAAACCAGCGGGCCCCUGCAUGAAGCCAUCAGCGUCCUGGUCAUCCCGCAAGAAGACGAAUCCAAGAGUAGCUUGAUGUACAAGUACAUCAUCCACGAAGAUCUCCUUCCUGUCAUCGGAAACAACAAUGUCCUCCUGGAAGAAAUGGACACCUAUGAGUGGGCCCUUAAAAGCUGGUCUCAGUGUUCAAAAGCUUGUGGAGGAGGAAUACAGUAUACCAAGUAUGGUUGCCGGAGGAAGAGCGAUAACCGGAUGGUGCACCGGAACUUCUGCGAUAACGGGAAGAAACCAAAACCCAUCCGUAGGAGAUGCAACAUGCAGGAGUGCACGCAGCCUUUCUGGGGGGCUGAGGAGUGGGGGGCCUGCAGCAAGUCCUGCGGCAAGCUGGGAGUCCAGGUCAGAGUGGUGCAGUGCACCCAGCACCUACACAACGGCACAAACAGGACCGUGCACACAAAGUACUGCACAGGAGACAAGCCAGACGCACGCCGGCCCUGCAGUCGCAUCCCGUGCCCUGCCCAGUGGAGGACAGGUGCCUGGUCUCAGUGCUCUGUCAGCUGUGGAGAAGGCAUCCAGCAGCGCCAGGUGGUCUGCAAGUCCAACGACAACAACCUCGGCCAGUGCGAGAACGAGAAGCCAGAGACCAUCCAGGUUUGCAAAAUGGCAGCAUGCCCAGGAAGCCUACCAAGCGUCACAACAAACUCAGGCACCAGCGAUCAUGUGACUCCUAAGGUCCAAUGGGUGCCUCAGGAGAGCGCCAAAAAUCCUGUUACCAAGAUAUCAUCAAAGGAGCCGUGCCUUGGAGACAAGUCCAUAUUCUGCCAGAUGGAAGUCCUGGCUCGCUACUGCUCCAUCCCUGGCUAUAACAAGCUCUGCUGCGAAUCCUGCGGCAAAAAAGUCCCCACCAGCCAGCCUCCCGCCGUUGACCAAGGAGCUUCUGAGACUGGCACCCGCGGAGGCGCUCCCCUUCCCGGCCCUCUCCCACAACUGUCUCCCCAUCCCACUGCCACGAGCCAACUGCAAAGGAUGAAGGGCACUUCUCCAAAAGAGACAGAGGCAUCCCGUGGCCUCCUGGCUACUCUCGCCGGCUCCACGGCCAUUGGCACCUGCCAGGUUAACGCUGCUUCACAGCCUCAGGGCAGCCCUGACAAUAGCACUUCGAAAGCGGGCAUGUCAAUGCUACUACCUCCUCCUCUUCCUCCUCCUCCUCUUCGGCAGGCUCCAGCAGAGUGGGACCCCGAGGAGCAUCAGAGCAGCUUGCUGUCCCAAUGGCUCCCUGCCGCCUUGGACAAGCCUUCCAUUGUUUCGCAGAAAGGAGGCCCAUCUCCUCCUCAAGAUGGAGGAGGGUGGAGAAAGGACAGCGUGGGGCCCAAACAGUCAGCUGCCACUCUCAGGACCUCCUCCCCUGUUGUGACAUGAGUGGGGGUGGUGCUUUCUUUCCCCCCACCCCCAGAAACCCCUCUCUUAUUUUUUGGGGUGGUUACAUUACGUCUCUCUACACCGUUUACAUGCAGAGGAGCAGAGCGGCAAAGCCACCAUGUUGUUGUUUUUAUCCGGGGCCCUUUUCCAAAAUGGAAGGAGUAACCAUUUCCAACGCAACCACGUUCGUUUUAGCAAUGGCGGUGAUUUCACCGUUGUUCUGUGGCACUUUUUAGAAAUAUAUAUGUAUAUAUAUAUAUUUAAGAAAAACCCAGUGAAGGAAACAAAUUGAAACUGCUGAGGUUGGGGACACACACACACACACACACACACACACAGUGCUUCUGUAGCCCAGGUUAGGUCGCCUGUGAGGGCUUUUCCGUCAAGGUUGCUAACAAGAGAUUUCUCAAUCAAUAAGGCAAGACAGAGCCAAGGACCUUGUUUCCCCUCCUCAGUUUCCACUCAUUGCUGCUGCUAUCCCAGCCAUCUGAUGGAGCCUUGAAAUGGUGCUGCAAGGGACAUGGUUUCAGUCCGAGUUACUGUGGACAGCGAGCCUGAUGUGUCUCCAUAACCGCACGCUAUGCGGACUGAAAUUGUGUCAGGAGAGAGGAGGAGACCUGGGGUGCUUCCAGGUGGAGGGCUUAAUACUGCAAACGGGUCUUACAGGUAGCACAAAUGGGUUGUUGGCAACAGGUUAUUGUUGUUGUUCUCUACCUUGGCAAGGGCAAAUCUAGAUUAAAAGUGGUGGUGGGGAGAGAAAUGCAGGCUGGCUUUUUUGUUGUUGAUGAUGAUGGCACCAUGUAGACGCUGCAAAAACCUUGCAUGCACAAGGAGCACCAAUCCCAGGAAAGUGUGUGUGGUUUGGACUAACAGGCUCCUGAGCCAGCAAGCCAGCUGCCUCCUUGCAAUGCUGAGCUGGUGUGCUGAGAGUCCUGGGACAAGGGUGUUGAAACACCCCCCCCCAAGCUCACUUGGAGUGUCGCUUGAACAGGGUAUGAGCAAUGAACACCUCGUCUUUAAAAACCAUUUUAAUGACCUUUUUGUUCACCAUGGCAGUGACAAUUCUCAGUCAAAAGCAGGGAGAAUAUGAGAACGUGAGGAUUGCCUUGCUAACUGGGCCCAAUGUCCAUUUGUUCCAGCACUUUGCUUGUGCCAGUGGCCAGCUAGACGCCCGCAAGCAAUUCAUGAUUGCUUUUCAGCCAUUCUUUCUCUGCCCCCAGCGGUCGUCAGUGGUAUGCUGCCCUCAGAAUGAGUAGAUUUUCAGAGCAAACCAGGGAACCAGAUACCCAAGCGUGUUACCAAAUGCUUUGUGUUUUAAAACAAUGUUUUUACUGCAAGGAUGUUGUGGGCUUCCUGGUUCUCUCUCCCCACACCUCCCUCUCUCUCUCUUCUCCCUCUGAAAAGCCACUUUUGUUCCUCACAAUGCAGUUUAUGUCACUUCUGAGUUUGAAGGUGUUCUCUUGCAUUGGCAGGUUGCUGUUCUGGAACUCUGCUUGUGGUGGGAGGUGACGCCAGUUUUAAUAAAAUAUGCCCACUACAGGAAUUCUGAAUAAGUUAGGUAACAGGUGCGUUUUUAAAAACAACAACUCUGGAGUGACUUUUACCCAAGGACAACAAUAUGAGCUGCAAUAGGCAGCUUUGAAACUGUCUGAUACGAGCUGUGUUUUGCCAACAGUGGAUGCUAAAUAAGAUCGAGGUGAUGUAAGGUUAUGCAAAUAAUUGAAUUGCCUUUUGGGGAGAAAGGCUGGUUUAAUAUUAAAUGGACACCCCAUUCCACCCCUACACACAA